Molecule: messenger RNA, 1007 nt
Organism: Scophthalmus maximus (turbot)
Lineage: Eukaryota; Metazoa; Chordata; Actinopteri; Pleuronectiformes; Scophthalmidae
Gene: hcrt
Product: hypocretin (orexin) neuropeptide precursor
Exons: 3
Coding region: 302-757 (151 amino acids)
Biological process (GO): feeding behavior; neuropeptide signaling pathway
Source: RefSeq, a predicted model, not a curated record
AAAGAGUGUUGUUGAUGGAGGAACAGAAGCAGGUGAAGGUGAGUGAACCUCAGGCGGACAUGAGCUCAGUUUGUCUUCGUCCUUCUAUAUCAGUCCAGCGGAUGUGCCUUGGAGAUGAGACUAAUUAAUGGCGACGACCCUUCAAAUGACGACCGGAGCAAUGAGAGAGAAUUUGUAGGUUUUGUGUCGUGUCCUUGCGUUUGGGCCUGAAUGACGUCCGGACGGGGUCGACGGUGUGGACGACAACAGAACUAUAUAAAAGACAGUUGUCCUUCCCCCUGUGGGGUGAUAAGAAGAUCAGAUGACUCCCCUUCACAAAAAGCAGAAGAUGAUGAUGUGGUCCCACACCAACCUCCAGAGAGCUGCUGGGAUGGACCCGUCCAACAAGCAGAAAGUCCUGGUGCUCGUCUUGACGUUGCUGCUGUCCCAGCUGACCUGCGACGCUCACAGCCUGUCUGAGUGCUGCAGACAAACGUCCCGCUCCUGUCGCCUUUACGUGUUGCUGUGUCGCUCCGGCGGAAAGGACACGGGGGGGACGCUCGCAGGAGACGCCGCCGCUGGCAUCCUCACCCUGGGCAAGCGGGAGGAGGAUGAGCAUCGCCUGCACAGCCGACUCCACCAGCUCCUGCAGGUCUCCAGGAACCAGGCGGCCGGGAUCCUGACGAUGGGGAAGAGGACAGAGGAGAGCGCUGGAGAGCGGUACAUGGACUGGAUGGCUCGAUCAGGGGUCACCAUCACAACACCCCUUCCUGUGUGACGACAAACUUAUACCUCAUGGUACAAAUAUACUGGGACACUGUUAAAAUGUAGGUAUUAAAAUCAUUAUUAUUUAUUUGUUGAGUAGUAUCAGUUAAAAAUAUAUAUUUUUGUCAUUUUUUGAAUGUGAUAUUAUUUGCAUUUGCCUGUCACAUAGAUGUGUGAUAUUGUAUAUGUACAGUAUGUGCAAUAAAACAAGGGUCCAAGGAUAAAACAUUAUUGGUAUGAAUACAUUUUGUAACAGACUCUAA